This is a messenger RNA of Symbiodinium natans, 6129 nucleotides long. Lineage: Eukaryota; Dinophyceae; Suessiales; Symbiodiniaceae. The record is from the annotation of a GenBank genome assembly.
AUGAUUCACCUCAGCCACUUGAGCCGGUAUCCCGGCGGAGAUGCCAACCCCCUGCCCGCAUCCGGGGGCAUGUUCCGCCUUGUUGUAGAUGACGGGCUUUUCGUGGACAGGGCAGAGAUCGUGGAGGCGGGCAUGCCGCUUUGUCACGUCCUAUCUGCUUUACAAGAGCUUUCCCUGCGGGGCAUCUACCGUCGCACUGGCCUUUUUACAGGGCAACCGCUCGAUCCUUCUCCCAGCAGCGGCGACUUGCGGCACCCUGGAUGCAGAGAGCCAGAAGAGCUGAUGGCUUGUUCAAUGCCGUUCCAGGUUUGUCUUCAUGCUUUGCUAUGCUUUGCGCAGCAAGGUGACUACAACCUCAGCUGUGGGGAGGGCAGGCAGUUGAUUGACAAUGCGACGUGGUACAGGCCACCGUGUUUCCUUCAAGUGGCAAGCUUCUUGAUUCGCAAAGGGCGCUCUGACGAACAGCAACUGUUGUUCGACUUGUGGCACGCAUCCGUUUUGGCGACGCACCGCUUCCUGUCAGAAGAGGUGCUUGCUGAGAUUGCCGCCGAGGUGAAAACCAAGUUCUUGCCGAAUGCUGUGCCGGAUGUCAUCGUCGAUGCUAGUGACAAGCCACUGGGUUUUAUGGUCAUGACAGGGGACAACGUUGAUGCGCUCUUCGUUGAUGUUGCACACCACGGCCAGGGCUUGGGGACCCGGCUCAUGGAAAGAGCAAAGUCUGGGCGGACAGCGCUGACUGUGGAGGUGAACGAACAGAAUCCCGGAGCCUGGGCCUUCUACCGCCGCUGUGGUUUCGUCGACAUCGACCGGAAGCCCGUAGAUGAUUCCGGCCGUCCCUUUCCAAUCAUCACGUUGAGGACAGGUCUCUGGCACAGACGCCACCCUUCCCAGCCUUAUCUGAAACGGCGAUCCUUUGCAGCUCUUAAGCUGGGUGCGGGUGAUGGAUCGAUGUGUGCGGACCCGAUGGCCUGCACGGAGCUCGACAAUGAGACCUGCUGCGAGGACAUGCCCUUGACAACGCUUGCACCGACCACGGCCUUGCCCCGAGGGGACUCCGGCCGGCGGCUGAUGGGUCCUGUGCGCCCUCCAGUGGACGUGACGCUUGUGGAAGCCACCUACGACCUUGAGGUGCUCGCAUCGCCGGUGUUUAGCCUUCCAAUCCCCAUCUGCGAGACCCGGUACCAGGACCUGCACAACCGCACUGCAAGAAUCUACGUGUCACUUGAGGAGUUCGAGGCCUUCUGUUGGUUCUGUGCAGUUGGAUUCAUCUGCCUUGUGUUCCAUUCUGCAGGUCUACUUGCCAGCGACAGCGGUGCAGGACUGCUCCAGACGUGGCAGGUGGUCCUGAUUCAGAGGAGGAAGGACCGAUGCCUGGGCUGUGUUUCUGCCGGCUUCGUGUCUGGCUUCGCCUGCAUUGGAAGACUGCUCCUUGUCUGCAUGCGAGGUGGCUGCCAGACUGAUACUGAUGCCAGGAGCAGCUCGACUCAAAUGGAGUUUGCUGGGUGCCUUGUUGGAACCAUUGUCAAUAAGCUGCGGGUUGCCGCUUUCGAAUCACAUGCCAGGGAAAGCGAGCGUCGCUUCCACGUCCCCACGUCCAACGGCCUUGAGCGGUUUGAGGUGAGCAGGAUUGUUCAGGAAGACGUCGCGUCGACCGAAGCAUCAAGUUUGGUACAGGAACACCGUUUUCCCCUUCCUACGGAUGCGAACAGCUACGUUGCAUGCGGCAGGCACCUCUGGGACGGCGGCAUCCUCAUGGCUGCUUGGGCAGCGCAGAGAUGCGAUGCGCUGGAAGGGCACAGGGUGCUGGAGCUGGGUUCAGGUGUGGGGCUUCUGGGCAUCGUGCUGGCGCGAUGCUCGGCAUCCUCCGUUGUGCUCUCGGACUUCGGUCCCGAUGAGCAUGCGGAGGGACCUGAGGACAAGGGGCGUCUGAUACCUCCUUUGCUGCUGGACAAUUUGCGGGACAAUGUCGCCCGCAACAGCCUGACGAAUGCUGAAGUUUGGCAUUUGGACUGGCUGGACUUCCUCCGAGGCCGGCAACCGACAGAACGCUUUGAGCGGCUGGUGGCCGCAGAUGUGGUGUACUACUCUUCAGACUUGCCUGCGCUGGCAGCUGCGAUUGCUGCGCAUUUGCUGCCGGGAGGCCUGGCCUUCAUCACCGUUCCACGGCGGAAGUGGCGUGGAGCGCAGGCCUCCGAGCGAAGCACGGCGGAGGAUCUGGUCAAAGCACUGGAGCCUUUUGGAAAGGUGGAGGUCGAGGAGCUCAUCGGUCCCGCACUGAGCAUACUGCACUUCGCCAUGCGGUGCCUUCCAGUGCCUGCUAUGUUUUAUGAUGUUGUCGUGGAAGCGCCCAAAGAGGCAUUUCACACCGAGGCUUUCACCGGAAGGCACGAUCUGCAAGCACCUGAGCUGGAUGUGAAAGCCUGCCAUCCAGCCAACAAUCGCAAUGCCACGGAGCAGGAAAUCAUCCAGCUGAGCUUCACGGAGGAGAUCAAGGCCGGCCAUGGCUUCUUCGAGUUGUGGGACGUGGAGGAUCAGAGCGGACCCCAAUUUCGAAUUGAUGUCCAGAGCCUGGCAGUGGGCAACUCCGAAUAUCCAGGGCGUUCCCUCAUCGAUGGCCAGGUUGUCACUCUUAUCCCUUCAGCCAUCUGUGAAGGCAAGCAGAAGACGAACACGACAAUGCUGAACAAAACAUUAGCCAGUCUCGGCCAGAGAUGCCAGCACCAACCGCAUGCAGCAUCUUGGACACCAAUCCUGAGCGUGAUCUUCACCCCAGCGGGCACUCUGAGCAAUGAAGACUCGCACGGCCUCGCCGGGCGUGGGCUCCCGGGCAGCCGCAAGAGGCGUGGCUCGGCGACGAGGAACGGCCCGGCGGCAAACGACCCCCUGAUGUCCUGGCUGGCACUGGCCUCCUUCAGUGCUCUGAUGACGGUUGUCUUAGCGAAGCAGUGGGCAGUACCGCCAAUCGUUCCUGCGGACUCCCCACUUUCGGCAGGUUUCAGCGCCGACAGAACCCGUGAUGUCUUGCAUGACUUGGAAGCUUGUGGGCCGAAGUACGUUGGCGCGAGAGGCAAUGAGGUCUGUGCGGUUCAGGCUGUGCUGAAGCAGAUUGCGAAGUCUGCCGAAGGCCGAGAGUCAAGUUUGACGUUGGAGACGCAAUCUGCCUCUGGCCAUUACUAUAUAGACUUUGUCGGAGGCUUCACCGUAGCUUAUCGCAACCUCACGAAUGUGGUCGCCAGGGCCCGUGGCCGAAGGUCGGGCUCGAAUUGUGCUUUGCUUAUCUCUUCCCACUUUGACUCGGCCAUCGGGUCUGUGGCAACUUCGGACGCGAAUGCGGAGAUCGCAAUCAUGACCGAACUGCUUCGGCUAUUUCUACAUGAUCCCCUCGAUGUGGAUGUAAUCUUCAAUUUCAAUGGGGGAGAGGAGUUCAUCAUGCCGGCUGCGCACGGAUUUAUCACCUCACACCCGUGGGCCUCGGAGAUCUGUGCCCAGAUCAACCUUGAAGCCGCUGGGUCUGGUGGGCGCGAGCUUCUCUUCCAGGUGGGACCGCAGAAUCGAUGGAUCGUGGAAGCCUAUGGCCAAAAUGUGAGGCGGCCUUAUGGGUCUUCAAUCUCGCAGGUCCUUUUUCAGCUAGGCAUCAUUCCUGGAGAGACCGACUAUCGAAUCUAUCGCGACUUCGGAGGUAUUCCAGGAGCUGACUUCGCUGUCUUGACAUAUGGCUGGAUUUAUCACACCUGGCGUGACAACCUCGAACACCUCGACUUUCGUUCCGUUCAGAGGUAUGGAGACACCAUCAACGAAUUUGCACAGGGCCUGGCUAAGAAGCUCGGCGAUGGCCGUCCUACAGGAAGUGACGCAUCAGAUUCGGCGGUGUUCUUCGACAUUGGCGGUGUCUUCUUCGUUGAAUAUUCAGCAGAUUUGGCUAGGAAGAUGCACGUGGCUGUCGCAGUCAUUGUGCUCUCAAGCUUGCUGCUCAGAAGGGGCACGGCUUAUGCGGCCGACAUCCUCAAAGCUGCGAUGAAGCUUUUUCUGGCUUGUCUGUCAUCGCUGCUUGCGGCUGCUGCUACUGGCGGCCUAGUCGCGCUCACGCCGGCGGCGCUCGCCGGCUCCGGGCAUCCUGAACUCGCGCCGCUGCUCUUUGUGCCACCUGCGCUGGCAGCCUUCCUAGGCUGCAUUAAGCUACUGGGUCGAGAUGAGCCCAUCAUUGCAGAAGGGUCCAUCGCGUUGGGUGCACUGCUCUGCUUUGGCCUCUCGCUGAGCUCAGUUUCUGUGCUGGCAUCCUAUCCGUUCUUGUUUUGGUCGGCGCUGCCCGCGCUGGCCGCUUUCUGCCCUCGGCCGCUGCGCUCACUCUCGGUUCCGGCAGCUUUCGUUUUGCCAUGGCUGCUUCACCUGCAGUUCCUGGUGUUAGCCUUGGACCUUCUGUGCCCCCUCACCUUCAGAAGUGGCACCACCAUUCCGGGUGAUGUCGUGGUCGCGGCCGUCUAUGGGUUAAUGACUGGGCUGUUCCUGUCGCUGUCGGCGCGCUUCAUCCUGCCGGUUCCUCACUGGGCCACCAAGAUGCUAUGCCUGAUUACCUUCGUGAUGGCGUUCGGUCUAGCGCUGUGGAUCUUCCCGUACAGCUACGACCGCCCCAAGCGCAUUGUCUACCAGCACACUUCACGGUCCAAGGCAACCUGGACCGUGGAGGCGCAUGGGAUGGCCACGGCGCACUGGGAGCCGAUGGAAAGUGGGAUCUGGACCGUUGCCCAAGACUGGAACUGCGUGGACACCGUUCAACAGUUUGCUCCGUAUGGCUUGCCGAAUGGCUCGCGUCCUCACGACAGCCGCGUUGGGCUUUAUGGCCAAGUGCCCAUGCCCUUCCCAAUGAAGUGGAUGCUGUGGGGUGGAGCCUGGGCGAAGAGAUCCGCUCCGGAGAUUCCUGUUCCCAUUGGCGUGCAGCUUUCGUCCCUUCCGUGGUCGGGUGCAGGAGGUGAGGACCUGCGAAACGUGCACAUCACCGUGCGAGGUCCACCUAACAUGAUGCUGGUGCUCUCACCCUUGUCGUCCAUCAAAGGAUGGUCGUUCGGACGGUAUGCAUCCAUUGCAGAUGCGGCGGACUCCAAGCACGUCGUCGAUGUGGAUCAGCUGUCCACGAGGAUACCGCACAAGCGCAUGGACUGUGACUGCCUAUUCCUGCUCUUUGCCGAAGGGGGCGUGAGCCCUAGCCAGGGCCAGACCGAAGCUUUCAACUUCACGGUGUUGGCACCUCCGGGCGAGCUAGACAUGGACAUUUGGGGCCUACACUUGGAGAAGUCCAGCCCAGAGCUGCAGCACGAGAAGGAGCGGCUGCCGAGCUGGGCGAACUUCUACGGCUGGACGGCGGAGUUGCAGGAAGCGACAGGAAGCAGUGCGACUGCUGAGCUGCUGCGACGUAGAGCUGAUACUGUGGACAGGUAUGUGGUGGUCACCAGCGAGCCUGGAGUGCUGUAUGACAUGAUGGACAAUCCACUGCCGGUGCUGGACUCCAACACGACUGGGCCAGGUGGUUGGAGGUUUGAGGUGGACGAGAAUGUUACCAGAGCUCCCGAGAUCCUGCGGUCGACCCACGCGAUCACGAUCAAUGCAACAGCUGCAGAAACUCUGGUCACUGGCUAUUUGUACUUCACCCAGAGGGUCUAUCAGAAUGGCUCUCUCCCUGGCACAAUGCUGAUGCGGCAAGAUCUCCAAGUCUGGGACUGUGGAACCGGCUUCGACUGCUCCAAUAUGCAGCCCCUGAACAACAGCGACACGGCCGUGACCGUCUCGACGGAGCCCUGGGAUGCCACCAGCUUCGACUUGCUUCCGGGCCUUGUGGAGUUCCGCAUUCAGCUGCCUGACGAACUGCCCCGUAGGCUGAAGGUCAUCGUGCCCCCGUAUAGCUUCAUGGGUGCAGACACCCGACCAGGCAGCUUAGCAGGGCCGCUGGUCCAAUAUGAGCUGCAAGUCGACACUGGCGAGGACCCAAAUGUCGAGCUCGCAAGGCCCAGGGUGCUCCCGGGCGGCGCCUUCCCGCAACCAGGGGCGCAGUAUGUGGCCGCCGCCACGACGAUCACAUUCUACUUCGACGAGGAGGCAUUGCACGAAGAACAGGAUGAGAUGCGGCCACUGUGGUGA